UAGUCCAGCUUUUUUUUUUUUUUUUUUUUCUUCUUGCUUUCCUUCAUUCACAGCCUGUCAAGCCUGAAUUAUUAACAACCAUGAUUCUGAUUUUGAUAUAUAUAUAUUUUUAGUGAAGAAGGUGCUUUGUUCUUUCUCUAAGCAAACUGAAAGACUGCAGGUAUUGGCCUGCCAAUAGAUUUGCUGGUGUAGAGGUGUCAACGAUUGGUUUUUCAGGCCUCACCAUAGUUGCACUGCUUAGAUUGCUCCGUCCAUGUCACAAAAUAAAACAGCUACUAUUCAUCACAGAAUUGGCUAGUCAUUCUUUUGGUUCUAGUUUACUGAGAAGACCAGCUUAUGGGUGAAAGCAGUGGCAUGAAGGAGGAACAUGCUCAAUGAGCCUCCUAAGAGAGUAUCGCGAUCAGCCCAGUUUAUAUCGCCGUCUCUCUAAGAGCAUCAUCAGAUGGUAGUUUGGCUGUUAUGUGAUUUGAUCAUGUGGAUAGCAAAAAGGCCUAUGGAAGAAACAGAAAGAAGUGGACACUUUUUGAGAACAAUUUCUUGAGAUGAAGACCACUGUUAUUAUGACCAGUGAUGGUGGCACCAAAAGAGUGUGUGAGAGAAAGAAAGACCCACAUACCAUUUGUGGUAUCACUGUUGCCACAUCACAUUUUUCUUUUUCACCCUUCUUCAUUGUCUGCCAACUGUUGGAUUUGGAGCUCCCUAUGCAGUUUUGAACAUUUCAUUUUGUUCCCCCUUUGACAUGGGGACUAGACUUGAAUACGCCGUCAAUCUCUUAGCAACCUCACCAAACAGCAACAGCUUUACUGUGCAUUGUGUGGAUGACUGGGAGCAUUUCAAGAAUAGAGGACUGAAGGGGAACUGCUAUACAACUGUAGUGGACAGCUCUGAGGACUCCAUGGACAGGAAGCUAGAAAAGCACAACUUAGAAUCCAUCAAAAAGACAAUGCAGAUGCAUGAAGAUGUCUUCAAAAACCAGGUGAAGGAACUGCACAGACUCUACAAAGUGCAGAAGAUACUAAUGGGUGAGCUGAAAAAAGAACUUAAACAAAACAGAUAUUGGAGUUCCAUGACUAGCUCAGAUAUAAGCCAUGCUCACUUCAUUAACUCCCACCAUCCAUCAAUGCAAACCACAAGUGAAUUUAAUUUCCAAAUUCAGAGCUUGAGAGACGAUCCAAACUCAAGGGAGCGAAGUGGCAGUUGCUCUGGAGACACCAUGAAAAUGGCAAGGGGAUUUGAUCUUGAAAGGCCUGCUGCUGAGGAAGACAGGUCCACAGGAGUCAGUGCCGUUGAGGAAGACCAAGCAGGGCCAAGUUCCCAGAUGCCCACCAGCAGUCAUAAGAUGAGCGUUGCUGGUUCUGAUGAAGAUAGUGAAGUAGAGCUGACAUUAAGCAUUGGAGGUUGCUUGAGCAAGAAGGCAUCAUCAAAAUCCUCAAAAACUCAGUUAGGAUUAUGUGAUUCCUCGUCCCAUAAAGGAAUUAGGGAGAUUGAUUCAUCUGCCUCUUUCAAAUCGGACCGAGGAGAGGAUUGUAGUGACCCCAACACCCCCAUGAGCAGCUCCAGUGCUACAUUUAAUCAGGAAACAAACCGGCCGCAUUGGCUUUUCCAAGGUUUAAAGCUCAAAUAGGAUUUGAACAUGGAUUUGAACUUGAUAUUGUGUUUAUCCUUUUGCCUGUAUAUGGACGAUUGUAUUUUACACGGUUCAUGCAUUGAGAUAUCUGAAUUAGUUGUCUCCUUACUCUAAUAAUGGGAUAAUUAACACACCUAUAUCUGGGGUGUACAUUGCUGUAAA
Molecule: messenger RNA, 1789 nt
Organism: Quercus robur (English oak)
Lineage: Eukaryota; Viridiplantae; Streptophyta; Magnoliopsida; Fagales; Fagaceae
Exons: 4
Coding region: 740-1624 (294 amino acids)
Source: RefSeq, a predicted model, not a curated record